Molecule: messenger RNA, 2577 nt
Organism: Rhizoctonia solani
Lineage: Eukaryota; Fungi; Basidiomycota; Agaricomycetes; Cantharellales; Ceratobasidiaceae
Product: Cytochrome C/C1 heme lyase
Exons: 11
Coding region: 1-2577 (858 amino acids)
Biological process (GO): cytochrome c-heme linkage
Cellular component (GO): mitochondrion
Molecular function (GO): holocytochrome-c synthase activity
Source: RefSeq, a predicted model, not a curated record
AUGGCUCGCGAGCAUCCAAGCGUCUCGAAGGCAUCUUCCAAGAAAGGGCAGACUUAUGAUGGCGAAACGGAUGAAGAGGAAGUAGAUAGGAGAAAACAGAACAAGGCGGCCCUGGCCAAGAAACAAUCUUCUGGGGAUAUGUCAAAACUUUUUGUCAAAAAUAUUGAUGGAAUGGAAGAAAGUAUCAAGUUUUAUAUUGUAGACUGGGAAGAUUGGGAUACCAUUAAUGAUAUACGUGACCAGAUUGCGAAAUGUGGUGGCGAAGUAGUGGAUGAACGUCCGAGAGAAGGAUACUCUCUUAUAGACCCACGAACUGAAGAAGGCGAACUGGAGCUGGCAACAAGGUCAACCCGAACGCGAUGUGUCGUCUCCUUCCUCUUUGUCGAGGAAAGCAUCAAACGGGGUAGCCUCAUGUCCCCUCUAGAGUCGUUGCUUUUCGUAAAGGAGGAUAAACCAGUGAAAUUUCAUCUCCAUGAAUCUCUGUCUGAAGACGAGAUUGAGAACCUGAGGUAUGAUAUCCUGCUCCGCGGAGGAAACCCCGACGUGGAUAUUUCCGAGACUCAAGCCGUGAUCCAUCAUAAAGAUUUUCGUAGGUCGGCAGCCAGGGACAAGAGGUGGCGCCAAAUAGAGCUGUUCGAAACCUCGGACUGGCUGAAGUCAUCCAUAGCAAGAAAACGUUUUACAUUGACUGGGGCAGGUGGUCGCCUGACCGCCCCUCCUGCUGCUAGGCCGAAGCCACUCGUUCAGCCCGGUAGAAAACCUGGAGCGCCUCGAACUGAAUUUACCGAGGAGGAUGACGAACGGUUGAUUCUUUGGAUGGCCUACCAAUUUGGUAGAAACCAAGCUGGUCGGCAGGGUAAUCGACCAUACCAAGUUUUAGCCGAACACCUUUGGUGGACGCACAGACACACUUGGCAUUCGUGGCGAGAGCGGUACAAGAUAAAGAGGACUCAUUUUGAUCCGCUCAUUAUUCAGGCCGUCGACGAGAGAGAGACUAAGAAAAAGCCUAAGAAACACAGGGUUCCGGAGUUCCCUGAUAGUAGCAUCAAAGACAGUGACGAUGAAAGCGAGGAUGGUGAGUAUGUUGGUGGUGAGGAGAGGCCCAAUGAAGCGAACGGCGACGAGGAAGAAGCUCAGGAGGCUCGACCUUCGAAGGCAAGAGCUAAACCAAAGCCCGUCAAGCGCAGAGCAUCGGAUUCUAGCGAAGUUGAAGAUGACCCCGAGCCACCCAAACAAAUCAAACAAUCUGCUUCUCAGCCUACCAGACCCACCCCUAGAGGGGUAAAGAGAGCCAAAACGGGCUCUCGGCCUGAGGCACCCCCAUUCAUCAAGACCUCGGCUUCACAAAAGGCUCGUGAGGCACCUCCCCUCAAGUCUCCCACACAACCCCCAAGCGAGCUUUCCUCCCCUGUUCGCGCCUCGCCUCCUCCGAGGGCGGAACCGAUUCGAGAGGAAAGCCCUGAUACUGAGCCAGAACUCGACCAAGAGCAAGGAGAUUCAUCUUCUACUCAAUUGGGGAAUGGCAUUAUUGAUCAGGCCGUCCUCGGAGGUGCUCAAGGGGCAGUAGAUCGACAUAAUGCCGAGUUGGCUGAGAUGAGUGUUGAUGAGGAGCAAGACGAAAUUGAGGAGUCUCCAUACGAAGACCCGGAUGUCGAUGUCGUUAACGAAGCUGAAGAAACCAAUGAGACACUCCUCGAUACCGUUGAAGAUCAGUUGUUGGCGUUGGCUAACACGUACGGUGCUAUUUAUGCGCGAGUUGAGGCUUAUUACACUCGCGCGGUGGAGGACGGCAAGAAUCAAGACGCCGCAAUCGAAUUUGCUGGGGAGCAGCUGCGGAUUGACAUGAGGCGCGAUAAGGGCAAAGGCCGAGCAAUUUGGGUUACAAUUGUGCUUGUUGCGAGAUUUCGACACGAGCUCUCUCACGAAGAGGAGACCACGGCAGACAAGUGCCCAGUCGACCAUACCAAUCGUGCGGCAUGGGCGAACCUCACCCCGCCAUCGUGGCACCCUCCCGUUCCAGGCGCGGCUUCGGAUGUAGGACAGAUACCACAUACGUCGCUUCCUACCUUGCGUGAGACGUCGUCUAUCCCCCGCCUCGAUGGACAAAAAUGGGUGUACCCCUCAGAGGCUCAGUUCUUUGCCGCUAUGGCACGAAAGAACCACAGCCCCCAUGCACCUGAUAUGCGUGUUAUUGUGCCGAUCCAUAAUGCGGUAAACGAGCGUGCAUGGCAUGAACUCUUGGCUUGGGAGGCAGGUCGGGGCGCCGAGGCGUGUGGGGGAGUCAAGCUCGUUAGUUUCAAAGGCCGACCAGGGGAUAGGACCCCCAAAGCAUGGCUCAAGACGUUACUGGGUUACCAAGCCCCGUUCGAUCGCCACGACUGGGUGAUAGAUAGGUGCGGUACACGAAUGCGAUACGUAAUCGACUUUUACACCGGCCGAUCCUCGCCAACUGGGUUGGGGCCUAUGCAUAACUCUCAACCCAAUGUAUCGUUUUACUUGGAUGUACGUCCUGCAAUUGACAAUUGGGAGGCCGUGAAAAUGCGGCUCGAACGUUUCUGGGCGGACUGGAUAGGUUGA